Messenger RNA from Vitis vinifera (wine grape), 3227 nucleotides. Its product is annotated as receptor-like protein EIX1. Gene Ontology annotation, molecular function: protein binding. The record is from RefSeq and is a predicted model, not a curated record. NCBI's taxonomy places the organism in Eukaryota, Viridiplantae, Streptophyta, Magnoliopsida, Vitales, Vitaceae. Bases 168 to 3134 code for a protein of 988 amino acids. The transcript has a single exon.
CUUUAGAGUCAAUAUAUGCCAAGUGCCUGUAAGCUGCAGGAGAAUUGAUUUGCACAAUGAGAUAUUAACUAGCCCGGAAAAAAGAAUGCAUGUCAGUUAAUUACUUAAGCAAUGAGAUAUUAUCACUUCAUCGUUGAAGGGAAACACUGAGCAAUUCGCAGACAAACAUGGCUAAUACCAGUGCCUCUGUUCAACUUCUUUUUCUUGUCAUUUUGUCCUCGGGUUUUGUUUUCCAUGUAACUCUUCAACCAGGCUCCUGCCAGGGUGAUCACCAUGGAGGCUGCAUUGAAACUGAGAAGGUAGCUCUUCUCAAGUUCAAACAAGGCCUUACAGAUCCUUCUCAUCGGCUCUCAUCUUGGGUAGGGGAAGACUGCUGCAAAUGGAGAGGCGUCGUCUGCAACAACAGGAGUGGACAUGUCAUCAAACUCAAUCUGCGUAGUCUUGAUGAUGAUGGAACAUCUGGCAAGUUGGGCGGUGAGAUUAGUCUUUCUUUGCUUGAUUUGAAAUAUUUGAAUCACUUAGACCUCAGCAUGAAUAAUUUUGAAGGGACUCGAAUCCCAAAGUUCAUUGGUUCACUGGAAAGGCUGAGAUAUCUCAAUCUCUCCGGUGCCUCCUUCAGUGGACCAAUUCCUCCACAACUUGGAAAUCUUUCCAGGUUAAUCUACCUUGACCUCAGGGAAUACUUUGAUUUCAACACAUACCCUGAUGAGUCAAGCCAGAAUGAUCUUCAAUGGAUAUCGGGUCUUUCUUCUUUAAGACACCUUAAUUUAGAAGGAAUCAAUCUAAGUAGAGCUUCUGCUUAUUGGCUUCAAGCUGUUAGCAAGCUUCCUUCUCUUUCGGAGUUGCAUCUAUCUAGUUGUGGACUUUCCGUCCUCCCUCGUUCUCUCCCAUCUUCCAAUCUUUCAUCCCUUUCAAUACUUGUUCUCUCCAACAAUGGAUUCAACUCCACAAUACCCCACUGGUUAUUCCGGAUGAGAAAUCUUGUGUAUCUUGAUCUCAGCUCCAACAAUCUUCGAGGGUCAAUUUUAGAAGCAUUUGCAAACAGGACUUCUCUUGAAAGAAUAAGACAGAUGGGUAGUCUCUGCAACUUGAAAACACUGAUCCUUUCUGAGAACAAUUUCAAUGGGGAAAUAACUGAACUGAGUGACGUUUUUUCUGGGUGCAACAACAGUAGCUUAGAGAAGCUGGAUCUGGGAUUCAAUGAUCUGGGUGGUUUUCUUCCUAAUUCACUAGGAAACAUGUACAACUUGCGGUCUCUUCUGCUCCGGGAGAAUUUAUUUCUAGGCUCAAUUCCGGAUUCAAUAGGAAAUUUGUCUAAUUUGAAAGAGCUGUACCUCUCCAACAAUCAAAUGAAUGGGACCAUUCCAGAAACUCUUGGGCAACUAACAGAGUUGGUUGCCAUAGAUGUCUCUGAGAAUUCAUGGGAAGGUGUCCUAACAGAAGCCCAUUUGUCAAAUCUCACAAACUUAAAGGACUUGUCCAUCACUAAAUAUUCAUUGUCUCCAGACCUAAAAUUGGUUAUCAAUAUCAGUUCUGACUGGAUUCCUCCUUUUAAGCUCCAAUACAUCAAGUUGAGAUCAUGCCAAGUGGGUCCUAAGUUUCCAGUUUGGCUUAGAAAUCAAAAUGAGCUUAACACUCUAAUACUCAGGAAUGCUCGAAUUUCAGACACCAUACCAGAGUGGUUUUGGAAGUUAGACUUGCAGUUGGUUGAACUGGACUUGGGCUAUAAUCAAUUAAGUGGCAGAAUUCCAAACUCAUUAAAGUUUGCUCCCCAAUCCACCGUUUAUUUGAACUGGAACCAUUUUAAUGGUUCUCUGCCACUUUGGUCAUAUAACGUGAGUUCCCUAUUUUUGAGUAAUAAUUCAUUUUCUGGACCGAUUCCUCGGGAUAUUGGGGAAAGAAUGCCCAUGCUGACGGAGUUAGAUCUCUCUCAUAACUCUCUAAAUGGCACCAUUCCCUCGUCCAUGGGUAAACUGAAUGGUUUAAUGACUCUGGAUAUCUCAAACAAUCGUUUGUGUGGAGAAAUUCCCGCAUUUCCUAAUCUAGUGUAUUAUGUAGACUUGUCAAACAACAACUUAUCUGUUAAGCUGCCAAGUUCUCUGGGUUCUCUAACGUUUCUUAUAUUUUUAAUGCUGAGCAACAAUCGUCUUUCCGGGGAACUUCCUUCUGCCUUGCGGAAUUGCACAAACAUCAAUACUCUUGAUCUAGGAGGCAACAGAUUUUCAGGAAAUAUUCCAGAAUGGAUUGGACAAACAAUGCCAAGGCUAUUGAUUCUACGCCUGCGUUCAAAUUUGUUUAAUGGAAGCAUUCCGUUGCAAUUGUGCACUCUUUCUUCUCUUCAUAUAUUGGAUCUUGCACAAAAUAAUCUGUCAGGAUAUAUUCCCUUUUGUGUGGGGAAUUUGAGUGCUAUGGCAUCUGAAAUUGACUCUGAGAGAUAUGAGGGACAAUUGAUGGUGUUGACGAAAGGAAGGGAAGAUCAAUAUAAAAGUAUCCUCUAUCUUGUGAAUAGCAUAGACCUAUCGAACAAUAGCCUAUCUGGAGAUGUGCCUGGAGGGCUAACAAAUCUUUCAAGGUUGGGCACUUUGAACUUGUCUAUGAACCAUUUGACAGGAAAAAUACCAGACAACAUUGAGAGCUUACAACGGUUGGAAACUCUGGACCUCUCAAGAAACCAGCUUUCUGGUCCAAUUCCACCAGGUAUAGCUUCUUUGACUCUCUUGAAUCACUUGAACCUGUCCUAUAACAACCUGUCAGGUAGAAUUCCAACAGGCAACCAGCUGCAAACCCUGGAUGAUCCAUCAAUAUACAGGGACAACCCUGCACUAUGUGGGCGUCCAAUAACAGCUAAGUGCCCUGGUGAUGAUGGAACCCCUAACCCUCCCAGUGGAGAAGGUGAUGAUGACGAUGAAGAUGGAGCUGAUGUUGAAAAGAAGUGGUUCUACAUGAGCAUGGGAACAGGAUUUGUGGUGGGGUUUUGGGGAGUUUGUGGCACCUUAGUAGUAAAGGAGUCAUGGAGACACGCCUAUUUUAAGCUUGUCUAUGACAUCAAAGAGUGGCUGCUUCUGGUUAUCCAACUGAAUGUAGCCCGUCUCCAAAGGAAACUGAAUUUGGGAAGAAGCCAGCAUCGUACUUGAACAAGCUUUUUACAAGUUCCUUGAAUAAAUGAAUGCUCCUAUGUAGUUUACACCCUUCUGAAAUAUGAAGUUCUAAUUCCAAGUUUAUCUAAU